Rotaria sp. Silwood1 is the source of this 363-nucleotide messenger RNA. The record is from the annotation of a GenBank genome assembly. Lineage: Eukaryota; Metazoa; Rotifera; Eurotatoria; Philodinida; Philodinidae.
AUGACUCAUCAAAUUGCUAAUCAAAUCUUAAUUGAAGAUUUUGUUCGAUGGCCAAUGAAUGUUACAUAUUAUGGUUGGGAACACUGUAAAUGGAUACAAAUUUAUUCUUUACCAUGGCCAUCAAGUAAAAACGAUAAACGACAAUUACCUAUUGUUAGAGUUGGAGAAGAUUCAUCAAUAUUAUCAGAUGUUAAAAGAUCAGCCUAUAUGAAACAUGUGAUAAUUACGGACGACGGUGAGGAAACUACUCCAUUAAUUAUAGAAUUUGGUAAUGCUUAUGAAAUAAUAAGUUGUUUAUUGAUUGAUAUUAAAUUGCCAUUUCGUAUUUACAAAGGUGGUCCAAAAGUUAUCGGCCAGUCUUAA